Messenger RNA from Symbiodinium natans, 3210 nucleotides. NCBI's taxonomy places the organism in Eukaryota, Dinophyceae, Suessiales, Symbiodiniaceae. The record is from the annotation of a GenBank genome assembly.
AUGUCGUUGGCGUCGGUUGCUCUUUGGGUGGCGCUUUGUUCCUGCAAGGAGUGGAUACCUUUCGCGGACGAGGCUCCUGCACCAUGGCAGGGUGUAUUUGGGGCGCCCAGCAACGACGUGCUGUUCUACUUGAAGCCAUGCCAAAUGCCGGUUUGCGGUUCGCUGGAUUGGAAAGCUGACCCCAUCAACGAGAAGGACUUGGCUUGCCUCAAGAAGGAUGCCCAGCAUGAAGUUCGGGUCAACAAGCAGCUGUCCACGCUUUGGAAUGCCCGCGAGCUUCUUUCCUUCGCAGAGGGCAAGGCUGCGAAGUUUGAUGUCGCCAAUGUGAUCACCAACCUGCAUCGGGUUGCGAAGGCCACCGAUCGAUGGCAGGUGAAGAGGGACCCGCGCCUGCAAGAUCUUUUCCGCCGAGGGGCCGAAGCCGUGACCCACGAACGAGCAUCUGUUCGAGAUAUUGCCAAGAUUCAGUGGGCCAUCGGGCGCCUGCACUUCCGGGACGAUGUGGUGGAAGAGAGGAUGACUGAUGCGAUACUUUCCCAUAAAGGCCAGUUCGAACCGCAAGGCCUCUCCAACAUCAUUUGGAGUUUCGGCUUCGCACAGCCAUCGCAGCCACCGCUUCUAGAGGCACUGCUCGAGGCCUUUUCCAAGAAGACUUUCGAAAGCGACCCGCAGGCCUUGAGCAACGUGGUAUGGUCACUUGCCAAGCUUCUGUGCUGCCGGACGCCUUUCUUGCAACUUGUUUCCCUGGCGGCCCUGAAGAAAUGCCAGGCGUUCGACCCCCAAGGGCUUGCCAACAUUGCCUGGUCGUUUGCCACACUCCAGCAUUCGGACAUCCCCUUGUUCUCCAAGAUCUGCGAUACGUUUAUGUCUGGCAGUGCUGGCUGGGAGCCCCAGAACGUCGUGAACAUGCUGUGGUCUUGCGCCAAGGUUCAAGUCUCUUCAGAGAGCUUCCUAGAUGCAGUGGCCGCAGAAGCCAUGUCAACGAUGGAGGGUUGGAGCUGCCAGGGGGUCGCAAAUCUGUUGUGGGGCUUUGCGAAGCUCGCCUCAGUGAAAGCAGAGCUCUUUGACAAGGGGGAAAAGGCAGUGAGGCAGAAGCUGCGAAGGUUCUCCCCGCAAAACUCAGUGAGUGUUGUCUGGGCAUUUGCCAAAGCCUCCCUACUCACCUGGGACCUGCUUGAUUUGGUGGCCUCCGAUGUGGUUCUGAAGGCGGAGCUCAGUCCGCAACACUUUUCCUCACUUAUGUGGGCGUGUGGGGCUUCGAGCCUCUAUCACGCAAGGCUUCUGACAGAGUUAAGUAGCAAAGCCACGGCAUCGGACCCUGCAUUGGAUUUCAAUUGCCAAGACCUCUCGAACCUGGCAUGGUCUUGUGCAAAGCUGCUCUGGACGGACAGUCCGCUACUGGGAGUGUUGGCUGCAGGUGUUGAACAGCAGGCCCAUGUGUUUCCCUCACAAAACCUGGCCAUAACCGUCUGGUCCUUUGGCUGCUUGACUUACUUGCAUGCUCCCAUGAUGGCCGUUAUCAUGGGGCAAGUGCCCAGCGCGGUCGCGCACUUGGGACCUCAGGGCCUGGCGAACUUGGCACAAGGCUGCGCCAAGCAGGUGUUCAAGCAUGAUGCCUUAGAGAUGCUCGCAGCCGAAGCGGCGGCUUGCCUUUCGAGUUUUAGCAAUCAAGAGUUCUCAAUGUUCCUCUGGUCCAUGGGAAAACUGGCCCUGGGCAUAGACUUGAUCGAGCGCGCCGCCAUGGAAACGAAAGCUAGGUGUCAGCUUCUGAACCCGCAGGACAUUUCUGUACUGGCCUGGGCCUUUGCUCAUUUCACUGGUGGCCGAGAUGUUCUUGACCUUCUCUCCUGGGAGAUUAUGAAAAACAUUGCUGACUUCUCACCUCAAGACCUAUCCAACAUCUCUUGGGCUUUUGCGGCUGCAAGUCUGGAGAAUGCGGUGAUGAUGAGUGCGGUAUCCAAGCAAGCGCUGCAGAAGAUGGAUAAGUUUCACGCCCAGGACCUGUCAAACAUGAGCUGGGCCUUUGCAAAGCUUGGUCUGACGGACGAGACCCUCUUUGAUGCCGUGGCCAAGGCAGUGCAUGAGCGUGUUUCCACGCUUCUUCCACAGCACCUGUCGCUGGUUUCCUGGUCCUUUGCAAAGCUCGGGUUGCUGAAUGAAGCUAUGAUGGAGGCGAUCACCAGAGAAGCUCUUGUGAAGGUCGAGGAUCUGGAUGGCCAGUCAGUUGCCAACUUGCUCUGGUCUUGUGGUGUGCUGUGCUUCAACGUCUCGUGGCUCUGGCGACCUCUAGUGCACAGAGCUCUCGCGCUGGGACGGCUGAGUGGUCUGGAGAUCUCCAACAUUGCAUGGGGACUUCAUGUCCUGCAGCAGAUGGACCUCUUGCGGCCCUUUUUGCAUCGUACUGCGGAGUGGUUUCUACAGACUGAUGCUCCGGGUUCCUCCUGGGCAGACUUUGCCAACAUCUGCAAAGAUGCCAACAAAGCCGGGAUGGAAGAGUCAGGGCUGGAGGCAGUGCAUCGAGGCUUCUGUGAAAGUUUCGUAGGGCCCCUCCUGGGGAGUUUACAACGCCUCCGAGCGAGCGGUUCGAGCGGUUCGGAGUCCUGGGAGGCUUUGGAUUCUUUGGAGGUGUCGCAGCACCGUCUCAACCUCCGAAGCCUGGGGCCGCAGUACACCCAGGAAGCCCUGAAAGCUCUCGGACUUUCUGACGAGAACGGUGAUUCGAGCGGGAGUGAGCGAAGUGGAUUCAGUGGGCUGAGUUUCCUACGAGAGGCACGCAGGCAGUGCCGGGAUGCCCUUCUGGAGUGGCAGAUCCCGAGCGUGCACUCCAUCCUGGCCUAUGCGAAGUGGAAGGUCGUGCACCCGAGCGGGGCCGAGUGUGUGCUUGCGGGAAGGGUCUUUGCAUCCCAGCUGCCGCAGGCGGAGGAGGAGCUGGUGGCUCUGCUGAGACCCUUUGCGACCUGCGAACGAUUCGCAGAGAGGGUGGCCCUGCUCACGCUGCUGCAGGCCAUGUCCGAGUCAAUCGGGCAGCGCCUUGAACAACUUGCUGAUUUUGAAGGUCACGUGAAGCUGUACCUCACCCAUGUACCGUCGCUUUGCACACUUGGGAUGCUUUGCCAACUGCUGAGCACCUCUCCCAAGAUCUCCAUCCACUUUGCCUUCGACGAUGCGUGGCGGAGCUUUUGUGGCAAUCCGCGUGUCGCUGCGACCUGA